Messenger RNA from Diorhabda carinulata, 3169 nucleotides. RefSeq lists its product as uncharacterized. The record is from RefSeq and is a predicted model, not a curated record. NCBI's taxonomy places the organism in Eukaryota, Metazoa, Arthropoda, Insecta, Coleoptera, Chrysomelidae. Bases 416 to 1600 code for a protein of 394 amino acids. The transcript has 6 exons.
GCAAGUCAUAGGUGUAAACAUACAGCUGUCUGAGGAUCAACUGAAUCAAGUCUGGCGUUGUUGACUCGGCUCCGUCUAGCGGUGAGAGAACGCGUUGCUCAAAUGCUCAGUUCGUCCUCAACUUCCGACGAGUGGAUAUGUACGUUACCGCUGAAUUCGAAAAACGUGGAUGUUUGGGUCGCUAGUCGUAAAAUUUAUACAUAUUUCGUUCUACGUUACGCGCGAAUUGGAUUUUGGAUUGUUUAUUAUUGUUUGCGGAAGUGAUUCUGUGUUUUCGUUUGGAUUAUUUUGAUUUGUUUGAAAAAGAAAAAUAUAUUUUUUGUUGUGUAUUGUGUAUGUGUGUAAAGUGAUGAAGAUGACAGCUUAGUAGUCAAUUUUCAUAAAUGGAUUCGAAGUAACGGCGGCGCAAGGUCUUAUGGCAAGACCUGCAGAUUACGAGGAUCCUCCAUCAGAUAACAUGUGGAGCAUGGACGCCACCACCGGCGCGGAUUGCGAUUGUCCGGGACCGCCACCGGAAUUUUUACUACCUCCACCGCCUCGACCGCCUAUCAUACAACCAGCAGAUCCUACUUACUGCUCCGAAGAUCCGUUACCGAUAGAAACCUGCGACGCUUUACCGUUAAUCGACGCUAGUUAUAGAAGUAGUCCUUCUCUCCAGACAUCGGCUGUGAUAGUUUUAUGUUCCGUACUUCUUGGACUUCUUGUAUUUAUAGCAGUUAUAUUAAUUUGGAAACACAAAAGGAAAGUACAAAAUUUUCUCCCUUGUAAAAAUUCCCCUAGAAAUAACUGUGAUGUGAACGCGGCUGCCGGUAUCUACGAGGAUCUUCACGAUGUUAUACCGAGGCCUACACCCACCCACCACCAUCAUCCCCAACUAGCAGGAAGACAUAUCGUCGCCCCAUCGAUAGAGAUGAUCGACGUUAAAAAUAAUAUUCACUAUCCUAGCGGCUAUCCCAUAUCACAACACCCGCCGGUUUUUUUAUGUUCUUCACCAGGACCUGAUCCGUAUUGUUCGCAGGACAUAUAUAAUCCAGUAUACGAAGAAUUGAGUGAUCCGGAAAGUGAAUUAACACCAGCCCCUCACAGCGAAGACGAAUUCGCCGAGGACGAAUUAUCCCUUGCUGGCGAAAUGGAACGAAGAAGACUUGAUAUACCCCCGCCGCCAUAUCGACCCGAAACGUGUAUACGUCGAGAUAUACCAAGAUUUCGACGUCCACACGAACCUCUCCCGCCCGUACCGGGUAAUAAACGUCACAGAAGUCUCGAUAGACGACGUCAAGAAUUCCACGAAGGUAUGUUGUUAGACGCUCUACUUCAACUCUAUCCCAGAGUAGGAAGUGUCGAACAUCCUCCGACUCGAGGACGACAAAUACCCAGUAUAACUCAAAGGAUACAGUGUAUGACGCCCGGUCCUUACGAAACGGUGCCGGUGAUUGGACAUUUAGCCACGUUCAGACCCGUUCCGAAACCUUAUUCGCAAGAUUCCGCUUUAGGUUCGGAUUCGGGUUAUAGCAAUCAUACGAGUAUCAGAAGUUCGAAUAGGGGUAGAAGGGAUCCGAGGCGUUUAUCGCAACUAAGCGCCGAAUUAGCUUUGACUUAAUAAGGGGUUUGUAUCGGUUUUGCGAUCGACAAUGGCAAUUUUAAUAUAGUGCAAUUAUUUCCUAUACAUUUUGUUAUUUCGCCAUUUGAUGCCAUUUCUUUCUGUUUGGGUUGUCUUACACACACACACACACACACACACACACACACACACACACACACACACACACACACACACACAUCUUUAUACAGUACGUCCUCAAAUAAAUGCGUAAUUAAAUUGAUAUUUAAAAUUCCCGAAACAAUUUUUUUUUCCUAUAAAUUCUGCUGUAAAAGUCACUGCCAUAUUUAACUGUAACUAUUCGCCAUUAUUUUAACCCUACUUGCCACAAUAGUGAGUAAAAGCAAGGGUAACAUUGAGCUUCAGCUAAUAUAUUGAGUUUUGCAAAAUUAGUACUAACACCUGUACCUCAAGUAACAUUUUUGUAAUCAACACAAGAGAAAUCUGUAAAAAAAUGUGGUAACUUCACAAUACGAAAGUAUUUCACCCUGUACAUUAAAUUAUAGGUAAAAAAAACAUUUGUUUCGAGAAUUUCCGAUAUUUUUUAUUUGAAAUAACAUUAUAGAUGAAUAAAUAAUAUAAUAUAAUUAAACAGGAUUAAUAUAAAAUAACAAAAACAAUUUUAAAAAAUAUUAUAUUAUGUGUCUUCUUUUUUUAUCGUUUGCUGUCAAAAUCUUGUUUUUUAUUAUAUUAUCAGAAAUACCUACUGGCUAGGCAACCAGCAUUCCACGUUUUAUUACUAAUUCAAAUAAUUCCACUAUUAGAAACAUCAUGUCGUAUUACCGUAUGAAAUUAUAGUUUACCAAAGUGUAUAAAUCGUUAUUUUAUUAUUUUCAAAUCUGAAUAUUAUGAUUAAUAUACAAUAAUUAUCAAUUUAUAUAUCAAUAAAUUGUUUGCUUAAUUAUUCCAUACCAUAUCUGCAAAAAUGUGGGUAAUAGAAGAAAUAGAGGAUCUAGCACGUUACAAGUUUUAUCAUUAUAUAUUUUCAUUCAAAAUAUACGUUUAUCUACUAGCAGUAAACCAUAUAAAUAUAAAGCAACAUUCCAUUUGAAAUAUCGAACCGAAUUCUCCUAUAUUUUCUGUGUUUAACAAUAAGCGUUUAACAAAUAUCAGGGUAUUCAUAUAUUCAAAGAAAUAAUCUUUAUCGUCUUUAUAUUUUACAAUUGAAAAUGGAAAUUUGAAAUAUUUAAGAUAUAAAACCUUUUUUAGCGAAGAGCAGUGGCAGUAUGAACACUCACACACACAAAUAUUGAAUAAAAUUGUUUCAUGACUACCCUGAUAUUUUUCAAUAAGUCAUUUCGUGUAACAUGAAACGUCGGCCAUAUUGCCGAGACAAUAUGGCGGCUGGUUGUGACGUCAUCCUGAAAUGACCUUUAGUAAAACUUUUGUAGAAACUUGUAAAUAGUUUAUGUAUAUUUCGGGACACUUUUGGCCAACCAAAAUUUUCUAGAAUCCAAUUAAAAAUUUUUAUAUCAUCUCUCCUAAAAACUGUAUCAUAUUGUAAAUUAUGUUUAUAGACUAUUUUUUAUUUAUUAUUGUAUAUAAUAUAUAUAUAUAUAUAUAUAUAUA